Messenger RNA from Sinocyclocheilus grahami, 3269 nucleotides. Its product is annotated as receptor-interacting serine/threonine-protein kinase 1-like. Gene Ontology annotation, molecular function: protein binding; ATP binding; JUN kinase kinase kinase activity. The transcript is spliced from 7 exons. The record is from RefSeq and is a predicted model, not a curated record. Gene Ontology annotation, biological process: signal transduction; protein phosphorylation. NCBI's taxonomy places the organism in Eukaryota, Metazoa, Chordata, Actinopteri, Cypriniformes, Cyprinidae.
AGCAGAAAUGCCAUAUACAACCUUUCGAAUAUCUAUUGAUCUUCUAAUGUGUUUCUGUGAACUGCAGUUUCGUCUGCGGCUCUUCAUUCAAACUUUGAUCGUCGGCAAAUAUGCAAAUAGUUUUGUCCGACAGAAUGUUCUUCUUCAGCUAACUCUGGGUUUCAUUCUGGAGUUAGUCUGCUCUGUCACAUGUUUGUGUUGCUCUAGGGAAGCUGUCUUUAGGAAGAGAGGAACUAUGGCUACAGCAGCGAGCCUGAGUCUUAUGAAGUCUGGAGAUCUGAUCAAGAAAGAGCCUUUGGAUUACGGAGGGUUUGGGGAGGUUUACCUGUGUUACCACAAAACCCUGGGCCAGGUGGUGCUGAAGACGGUCUACACCGGCCCUCCGCGCAACGGCCGGCAGAAGCAGUCUCUUCUGGAUGAAGGCAGUCUGAUGAGCAGGUUAAGCCAUCAGCGAGUGGUCAAGCUGCUGGGGGUUAUUCUGGAGGACGGAGACUAUUCUUUAGUCAUGGAGCUCAUUCCUAAAGGAAACCUGCUCACCAUGCUGGAGACGGUGCCUGUUCCAAUAUCUGUGAAAGGGAGGAUCAUUCUGGAAAUCGUGGAGGGAAUGGUUUAUCUCACGGAGAACCAAGUCAUUCACAAAGAUCUCAAACCAGAGAACAUCCUGGUGGACAAGAACUUCCACAUAAAGGUGUAGAGUUUAUCGCUGAAUUCCCCACAGAACUCCCUUUUUAAAAAAUCGUAUGAGGGCCCAGAGGAGCUGGUAGAAAAGCUGAAGUCCCUCACAACAGACUCGCUCACUCCUGAAGACCCUUCGCCGUUUUCCAGAGACUCUCCAGGGCCCUUGAGGAGCUCAGACAUCGGUCCGGUGGAGGCCAGCAUUGAAGACCUCAGCUUCAGGACCCCCGAAGAGUCUCUGCUGGAGGUGGACGCCGCGCCUCCCAGCUCUCCCAAUCUGGAGCUCAAACUGGCACAAGAGUACAACUACCACAAAUACGGCAGUCGGAUAGUGGAUCAGCCGGACGCCAGCCUUUAUAACCCGCUCCCGCAGCAGCCAAGCAGCCAGCGGUGGGCCGGAGAGGCUUCUUCUGUCAAGUCUUGGACUAAACCCGCCGCUUACCCAAACCCAAACCCAGAAACCCAGAGCCAUCCGAGACCUGCAAGCUCGUUUGAGGGUUUGCACAGGCCAGACCUGGCGAGUCAGCUCUCGGUGCCGUAUUCUGACUACGACCGACUUCAACAUCCACUGUACAAUCGCAUCAAGUCCUGUCCUGAUGGUGCAUCUCCUGCAGCCGAGUCGUUCAUGCUGGAUUCACAGCCUGGCCUGCGUUUCUCGCCCGUCGUGUGUCCUCCGUCUGACUCGGGGUGGCCUGUGGCCAUCUCAAAUGCCAGUGCAAUUCAAAUCGGGAGUUACAACACGAUGAAUUUGCGAGUCUCUGAUAACAGCUCCUUGAGCUCGUUAUCCGCUGGAUCCAUCAACAGAACCAGAUAUAAUGAGCUUCUAAUGACGUACGAGGAGUAUACGGUCACUGAGAACCACCUGGAGGUCGUGCGUCACAACGUGGGUGGAAACUGGAAGCAGGUGGCUCGUAAACUGGGGCUGACAGACAUAGACGUGGACACGGUCGAGCAUGACUACGACCGCGACGGUUUGGCAGAGAAGGUGCACCAGAUGCUGGAGCGCUGGAAGAUGAAGGAGGGUCUGCAGGGCAUCACCGUGGGUAAACUGUGCCAUGCGCUGGAGGGCUGCAUCAAACCCAACGUACUGCUGCAGCUGCUGCUGAAGUGUCAAGACGCCGCUGGAGUGCCUUGAAACGCCACCUUGUGCUUGUGUCAUAAUCCCAUUAGUGUCGUCUUCACUGGAGGGAAUCAGAUUGGGUAAAGGGGCAUUUAUACAACUCUAACAACCUUCAUCAAACAGUGAAACAUUACAAAGACGUACAGUAUUUCUGACUUCCUAUCAGGCUGUGUUCAUGGUGUUGGAUGCUACGGCAUAAUGAUUACAAUUUUGUGAGCUAUUCAUAGCACAAAAGUUAUCUUCUGCCAUGUGAUCUGAGUUCAUCAUUGAUUCGUACAAAGUGCCUUUUUCCUGAACCUGAUCAGUUGAAUCAGUCUUUAUAUUUCAGAAUCACUUGUCAUGAUUGUAAGAUGCUUUAUGAUUUUUUUUUCUGUUUAGAGAUUUCUUUAAAAUGAAAUACUGGAAUAUAGAUCAGUGACAGGAGUUUGCAUGUUCUCCCUAUGUAAGUGUGGGUUUCCUCCGGGUGCUCCGGCUUCCCCACAGUCCAGACACAUGCAGGUUAGGUGGCCUGGAUAAAUGUGUAUAUGUGGUGUGUGUGUGUGUGUGUGUGUGUGUGUGUGUGAGAGAGAGAGAGAGAGAGAGAGAGAGAGAGAGAGAGAGAGAGUAUGUCUCAGUGCUGGGUUGCAUCAGGAAAGGCAUCCAAUGAUGAUGAUCAGAAAGAUAUAAUAGUGACAAAUCAAAAGAAAAAACAACAUAAAGUGUAUUUUAUGGUGUUGGGCCAUCAUUUGCCAGCAAAACAGCUUCAAUGCACUUUGGCAUUGACUCUAAUUUCUUAAAAUUAAAGGUUCUUUAUUAGUAAUGAUGGAUUGCUUUAUUGACAUAUACACGGAUGUUUAAGAACCUUAAACAUUCAUAGAAUAUUACCAGUGCGCAAAAGGUGCUUUAUAGUGAACGUAAGGUUCUUCAGAUGAUUAAAAAAAGUAAAGGUUCUCUUAAGAACUGAUCGCUUAAAGGUUCUUUGAGGAAUCCAGAACGGUUCUUCUAUGGCAUUACUGUAUGUACCCAUGCGUUUCAUCAAUGCUGGUUCAUCGAUCAGCUUUAUAUUGGUUUGCAGGGACCCAAACCAUGUCAGCAGAAUGCUUGUCAAUGCAUAACAGCCACAGGAUGCCCUGGAUUUUCUUUUCAUUUGUCACCCGUCUGUAUUUCAAAAAUGUUUUUUAUCAUCUCAAUCCGGCUUUUUUAUUAAAAUGUCUUUUUUCUGAGAUGAAAUCAUCUUCUCUCAUUUGUCUGUAUAUAAUAUAUAAUUCUACAUAGGAAGUGGCCUUCUUUAUAGCUAGAGGUCAGUAGAGAGUAUAUGAACAGCGUCUAACACUCAGUGCCCUAAAUCAGCACUUUGUUAACAGUUAACACCAUGACCUUCAAGCAGCAACCACAGUAUUUGGUUUUACAAUGACUAUUAGAAGCCAGAGUGAAAGUCUAGUGGUUUAUAUUUUUCAGAAACCUGAAAGAAGUCACAUACAGCAUAUAUUGCACU